Molecule: messenger RNA, 626 nt
Organism: Perca fluviatilis (European perch)
Lineage: Eukaryota; Metazoa; Chordata; Actinopteri; Perciformes; Percidae
Gene: hspb11
Product: heat shock protein family B (small) member 11
Exons: 5
Coding region: 175-579 (134 amino acids)
Biological process (GO): intraciliary transport
Cellular component (GO): cilium; centrosome; intraciliary transport particle B
Source: RefSeq, a predicted model, not a curated record
UCUUGCGACGCAGCGCCAGUGGUUGGCUUGGUAACGACAGUAGCUAGAUUAGCGCUUCUCCAAACCCCCGUAAACGAAACAGAUUGUUGCGUAUUAUUGUCGAAACUACUGUUAUUUUUUCCCUCAACCAGACAGCACCGGACAUCAUAGUCUUUGCUGUUUCAGUCACUGGACAUGAUUGAUUCCUCGCUAAGUUCUUUGGGUGCAAAAGUUGUCGUCGCAUCGUCCGGCGAUGAGAAUCACCCACCAGAAAACAUCACUGACGGGAACACUAAUACGUUUUGGAUGUCCACCGGGAUGUUUCCUCAGGAGUUCAUCAUUCGCUUUGCUGAACCCACGACGAUUUCUGCUGUGACAGUGGACAGUUAUAAUGUCAAGCAUCUAAAGAUAGAAAAGAACACCUCGCAAAAUGCUUCUCAAUUUGAGUCCAUCACGGAGAAAGAAUUUGAACGUACAGAGGGACAUCUUCAGUCAAAUGCUAUUUCGCUAAAUGGAAGCAGUGCAACCCACCUUCGUUUCAUCAUCACCUCAGGAUAUGAUCACUUUGUCUCAGUGCACAGAGUCGGUGUACAAAAUUGACACAAUUGGUUGUUGUGAAUUAAAGCCUUGUGAUGUAUUUUUGUACA